Messenger RNA from Hypanus sabinus (Atlantic stingray), 9154 nucleotides. It is a transcript of the gene smurf1, whose product is annotated as SMAD specific E3 ubiquitin protein ligase 1. The coding region runs from base 176 to 2455 and encodes 759 amino acids. The record is from RefSeq and is a predicted model, not a curated record. Gene Ontology annotation, molecular function: ubiquitin protein ligase activity; protein binding. Gene Ontology annotation, biological process: ubiquitin-dependent protein catabolic process; negative regulation of BMP signaling pathway. NCBI's taxonomy places the organism in Eukaryota, Metazoa, Chordata, Chondrichthyes, Myliobatiformes, Dasyatidae. The transcript has 19 exons.
CGUGAUUUGUAUCUCGUGCAAACGCUGCGAGUGUUGUUGGUCCCGACGUGUUCACCCCCGCUUUAAUAGAUGACUUUCUUCCUUAUUUUUUUUAAAGAAAUAUAUUUAUAUUUUUAACUAUAGCGUACGGAAAAGAACCAACCCGCUGUGAAAAAGGGGCAUUUUUUUAUAAGUAAUGUCGAAUCCCGGAGCUCGACGGAACGGGUCAAGCAUUAAAAUCCGCCUGACAGUGUUGUGCGCAAAAAGUCUGGCCAAGAAGGAUUUUUUCAGAUUACCUGACCCCUUUGCCAAAAUUAUCGUGGAUGGCUCCGGGCAAUGUCACUCAACAGAUACAGUGAAAAACACGCUUGAUCCAAAAUGGAACCAACACUAUGACUUGUACAUUGGAAAAGCAGACUCAAUUACGAUAAGCAUAUGGAAUCACAAGAAAAUACAUAAAAAACAGGGAGCUGGCUUCCUGGGUUGUGUUCGGCUGCUAUCAAAUGCCAUCAGUAGACUAAAGGAUACUGGCUAUCAGCGGUUGGAUCUAUGCAAACUCAAUCCCACAGACAGUGAUACCAUAAGAGGACAAAUAGUUGUAAGUUUACAAACUCGAGAUCGAAUGGGAACAGGUGGUCCUGUUGUCGAUUGCCGAGGGAUAUUGGAUAAUGAUCUUCCAGAAGGGCCACUUUUUGAGGAUUCUGGACCAGGAAGGCCACUAAGCUGUAUAAUGGAAGACACUGUACCAUUUACAGACAUGACUGGUGCUGCAGGUGGAGGAACCUGCCAAUUGAUAGAGACUCAAAACCAGGAUCAGAGACUACAAACACAGCGAAUCCGAAAUUUUGGUGUUCGAGUUCAAAUGAACACGCCACAGAGCCGGCCUCAUAGCCAUCAAUCUCCUGUACUACCAGAGGGAUAUGAGCAGCGAACAACGGUACAGGGACAAAUUUAUUUUCUGCACACUCAGACUGGAGUCAGCACUUGGCAUGAUCCUCGAAUACCAAGAGAUUUAACAAAUUUUAACUAUGAUGAGCUUGGUCCUUUGCCUUCAGGGUGGGAAGUCAGAAGUACAGUGUCAGGAAGAAUAUAUUUUGUAGAUCACAACAAUCGAACUACACAGUUUACAGACCCCAGACUACAUCAUAUAAUGAGGAACAAGCAAAUGAUGAGGUUGUUGUUCAGUUCCACAAACAUUUCUUCCAGGGCCUAUGAUCCAUUACACAGCAAUCCGACUCAGCUGAAGGAAUCCAAUCAGACAUUGCCAGUGCCAGCUGAGGUACCAGUGGAAGAAGGAGAAGGUGAAUGGUCUGUCCCACGAUGUGAACGAGAUCUUGUACAGAAGUUGAAAGUCUUAAGGCAUGAGCUUGCUUUGCAGCAACCACAAGCAGGGCACUGCCGUAUUGAAGUUUCUCGGGAUGAAAUCUUCGAGGAAUCAUACCGACAGGUGAUGAAAAUGAGACCAAAGGACCUGAAGAAGCGUUUAAUGGUAAAAUUUAGAAGUGAGGAAGGCUUGGACUAUGGUGGAGUAGCCAGGGAGUGGUUGUAUUUGCUCUGUCAUGAAAUGUUGAAUCCUUAUUAUGGGUUGUUUCAAUAUUCAACUGAUAAUAUCUACACACUACAGAUCAAUCCAGAUUCUGCUGUCAACCCUGAGCACUUGUCCUACUUCCAUUUUGUGGGUCGGAUAAUGGGACUGGCUGUAUUUCAUGGACACUACAUUAAUGGUGGUUUCACAUUGCCAUUCUACAAGCAGCUGUUAGGAAAGCCUAUCCAGUUAUCAGACUUGGAAACUGUGGACCCAGAAUUGCACAAGAGCCUGGUUUGGAUCCUUGAAAAUGAUAUUACGCCUGUCCUUGAUCAUACAUUUUGUGUUGAACAUAACUGUUUUGGUCGGAUUAUUCAACAAGAGCUGAAACCAAAUGGCAGAAAUGUUCCCGUAACAGAAGAGAAUAAGCGAGAAUAUGUGAGGCUUUAUGUGAACUGGAGAUUUAUGAGAGGAAUUGAGGCGCAGUUUCUGGCUCUACAGAAGGGAUUUAAUGAGCUUAUUCCACAACAUCUUCUUAAACCUUUUGAUCAAAAAGAAAUUGAGCUUAUUAUUGGUGGGUUGGGGAAGAUUGACAUAAAGGACUGGAAAGCUAACACACGUCUAAAGCAUUGUACAUCUGACAGCAACAUUGUGAAAUGGUUCUGGCAAACAGUGGAGAUGUUUGAUGAGGAAAGAAGAGCUCGACUACUUCAGUUUGUAACCGGUUCUUCCAGGGUACCUCUGCAGGGAUUCAAGGCAUUACAAGGCUCUACAGGUGCUGCAGGUCCAAGACUUUUUACCAUCCAUUUGAUUGAUGCCAACACAGAAAACCUUCCCAAAGCACAUACAUGUUUUAAUCGUAUAGACAUCCCUCCUUAUGAGUCUUAUGAAAAGCUUUAUGAGAAAUUGUUGACAGCGGUUGAAGAGACGUGUGGCUUUGCAGUUGAGUGAAAUAUGUGAGUGCUUUUGAAGUUGAUAGGAACACUACAGAAAUGAAGUUCUGCAAGCAUCAUGAUGAGCAACGCACUAUGUAACAGAGAACUAACAAUUUACUCACAUGGUUGCUAUAACUUGCAAAUGAUAUAAUGGCGCUGAUCACUCAAAAACAGAAAGGCAGUAAGAUUUCUUGAAAGAGGAUACUAGGAAGCUCGCAAAUGAAGAAGAAACUGAAUCUGUUUAACAGAAAAAUGGACCUGUUUCAGUUGUAUCUUACAUUUUUAAGUUGUAUGCUUGAAACUUUAUUUCAAAAACUUUGCACAGUAAACAAAGACAGAUCCUUGCACAUUUCAUUUCUUUCCUUAUUCCUUUAACCAAUUACCCAACCAUUAGUCUCAAAAGUGUGGUCCAAGAGAAAUUUUUCAUUCUUCCAAAAUCUGAAACUGAUAUUUAAAAAUACUGGAUGAUAAACUAGAAAUAGUUCUUUUUCUAGCUUGUGUAUUUUUUUUAUUAACUCUCAUCACAGACAGUAACUAUACGGUGUGUUUUAAUCAAAUCAGAUUAUUUUUAUCUAUAUUUUGUUAAAAGAAUUGUAUUCCUCCAUAAUGAAUUACUGUUUUUAGGAAUAUUUACUAAUGUAUUUACAAAGAAAACCUGAACAUCUGUUCUAAUGUGAUGAACCCUUUAAUACUGCAAUUAUGUUUUGGCUCCAAAAUUAAAAUUGUUGUCAUGUUGGAAUGUUUGUUUUACAAAUAGCUUGAGGUAAGGUAUCCUCUGUUAUUCUUUGAAUUCAAUUUCAUAAUGUGCAUAAAAUACCAACUUUUACAAAAUUAAUUUAAAAUGAGAGCUGAAUUUAUGAAACCUGAAAAUAACUUUCAUUACUCAAAGGAUUGAUGCAGUAAUGUUCAGAAAAGUCCAGCAUUGAAACAGCUAACAAAGGAAAAUUGACGAAUUGCAUUUGUAGCACAGUUGAUUGAUUCCCAGAUUUAUUUAUUUAUUUUUUGUUUUUCAUCUGGUUAGUCUUUAAAUUUUCUUGUAAUUCUUCUGGUGCCUCACUAUUUUGUCCUUGGCUCUGAAUUUACAAUAGCAGACAUUCAUGAAAGAUUAACUGUGAUGACAGCUUACUAACAAGAAUUUACCAAUAGUUUAAGCAGAUAAAUGAACAAAUGUAAGUGUUGAGGUUUUGCUAUCACAACAAUGUAUCCAUAUUUUAACAGUUUUCAAAGUUUUAUCAUUUGUUCCUGGAUGUUGAAUUAAAGUUAUUUUUAAUUAAUAUUGUGAACCCUUUUGGAAAUCUGAAUAAGAAAGAAAUGGCAUUAUUUAGACUGUUUUACUGCCUUAAACUUUAAAAAACUCUGGAACCUUAAACGGAAGCAAUGUAUAAAUUGGGAACAUUCAUUGCUUCUAUAACCCUUAGAAGUCAUUUUGAAGAGCCAGUAUUCCUAUUGUUUCAUUUGAUGUUCUCAAAUUGUGUCCAGUAGAUUUCAGACUAACGUGUGAUCUUAAAACAAAAUAGUGAUAAGAAAAAUACUGUAAACACUCAUGACUGUAAACUUUUUAGGUGUUUGGUAACUCUGACCCAAUAUCCUAUCUGUUUUAAUUCCAGUAGUAUACUGUAUAGUUACAGUUUUGAGCAACAUCAAAUUUAUAUAUUUCUAUGUGCCCUUUGACCUCUCCUGAAAAUGUUACACAUUUGCUCUGAAGAUUCGUUUUGAAUAAGCAGAAUUUUGGUUUGCUUUAUGAUUUAGAUGUAAGCAAAAUUUCUGCAUUUUCCAACAUUCAAUCUUUAAUUCAGUGAGACUGAUGAGUUGAAUAAGUGUGGCAUAAAUUCAGCUAGACUUAAAAAUCAUAUUACCCUUAUUAAUUUUACACAGUGAAGAACUAACUGGAAUCAUUAAUCAAAGCAGCAUUGAAAUCAAUAUCCUUGUCUGAAAUAUUGGCUUUGUUUUCUGUAUUUUUGGAGCAAAACUCAGGUACUAAAGUUAGACAAACUGUAUGGGGAAAAAAAUUAGCACACUUACAUUUAGUAGCCUGGAAUGAGGAUUUUAUUUCCACUGAUACGACAAAAAAAUGCCGAUGCUAAUAUUUCAGCACAAAUUUCAGAAUCUAUUUUGAAUGUAAAAGUGAUAUAUAAUUAUGAGAGCUUGUCAACAAUGUUAUUUCUCAUACUGUUAGAUUUAAGAAAGGUUUCCUUCUAUCUUUAUUAGUAUAUAGUGUUUAAGCAACUAUUACACCUAUAAUUUGCCCUAAUAUAUAUAAUUUAAUGUGGUUUCCAAACAAAAAUAUUUUAACUUUUAAUUUUUUUAUAGCUAUUGGAACAACAUAUUCUGAUACUAAAUUUAGUCUUUGUAGUAGGCAUAGUAAGUUUCUUUUAUUGCUAAUUCUAGUAAAUUAUAGAGACAAAUCUAGAACAAUUCUUUUUUUGCUUGAAUUAGCAACACUAGAAAAUAAUGCCAUGUGAACGAUUACUGAGUUCUUUUCAAAUUUAUGAAUUUCCUUUAGAUAACUUUUUAAUUUGGGAAACGGGUAAUUGUUUAAUGUAAAGUUAAUCACUGGGUACUCAAGUUAAUUUUCCAAAUUAAGCAUGUUGAAUUGCACAUUACCAGUAAGUUCCUCUUUAGUAUGAAGUUCAAAAACUACACUUAUGUGUGAUUGACAAUAAAGAAUACAAAUACUCAGAAAUCUGAGGAAGCAUCAUAGUUUAUCAAAUAUUUAAAUUGAUACUAAAUGUUAGGAUAUAACAAUUUUUCUGUCAACUUUAAACUCAAAAUUUGAUCUGUUACUUCAGAAAUAUACAGUAUGAGUGAUCUGAAAAUGGAUUUCCUAUUUUCAAAAUUGUGCUGCAAAGAAUAACCACUACCUUAGGAAAACAUGCUAAAUCUAUGGGAUUAGUAAGACUAAACACUACUUUAUGCAACUUCAGUCCAUGAGCUGUAAUUUCUUUGUAAAGUUUGAAUUAUAUUGUUACUUUUGUUGUGUAGAAAUGUAGGUCCAUGCAUUUCUUUGUAGAAUUAGGAUAUUGCAUGUUGCAAAUACCCUCCUAUCAGCAGCAUAAUUGUUUAAAUGUGCACAAAUAUUUUUGUUCUGUUUAUUUUUGUCCUCCAGUGAGAUAGAAAAUUCCUUACCAAAAUAUAAAAUACACCCAUUUAUUCUUCCAUAUGAAUGCAAUUGCAUCAUAAAUACCACAGAAUGACUUUUUUUGCAAAUCUUAAAAGGUAAUGUGAUUUGCGAAAAGUUCUCUAUAGAAAGCUGUGGAAGAAAACAAAAGUUAGCAGAAUUUGCAGCUUAGUUUUCUGAAAUAUUUAUUAAAUCUUAAUACAAAUAUUGAAACAGCCUUUACUUAAAAAAGUAAAAUUUUAAUUCUGGAGUUUAAGUUAAAUCUAGGAUUAUGCUACUUUGUUCAGUCAACCAUAGCCAUUUGGGCAAGCCAUUUAUAGGAUCCACAAAUGAUGUAAAUGACUUGAACAUUUAACAUUGCACUUUAAAUUGAAAGCUAAUUAUCCAGUGCUCCUAAAUGUAAGCUAUGAUUGUGGUACUUCAAAUUAACAGUUAUAUACAGAAUUCCAUGUAUAUUUAUUUAGCAGAGAAGGGGAAAUUAUUGUGGCAUUCUUCAACUAAAUAGUAAUGAACUACAAAGAAAUAUUUGGAGAUAGAAUUCGAGUCACCUACACAAUAAAUAUAAACACAGUAAGAUCAUAAAAGCAAGUGUCCUUUUAACAUGUUUUUUUUUAAUAUAGAAUAGAUAAUGUGUUUCCAUUUGAAUUGCAUACAUUACAGAACACAGUAUUUUGGUGAGGUUAUAGAAUAAAUGCAACUUAUGCAGCAUUCCUAAUCAUUCUGUUAGGAAUGGGAGAAAAAUUGGAGAACAUAUUUCGACAGACAAAUUUCAUUUUUUUUCUAAAUUUGUUUUAUCUCCAGUUCAUGGCAAAAUAACACUGGCCUCCAAAAUAAUUAAAAUUGGAAAUCCUUUAGUGUAAUUUUACAAAAUAUUUAGCCCAAACUUAUAUUUCUUUCAUGACACCAGAUGCCGAGAAAGUGUAUUUUAGCCAGUAAGCAAUCUAACUUGUCACAAUUGUAGGAAAUAAAAGUCAGCUUGCUCUUCAAACAAAAUAGAAAAAAAUGUACAGAUAAUAUUUUAUAAUGCUGGAAAUAUGGAGCAGAUCAGGCAACAUUUAUGGAGAAGUUUGAGGUUACCUGAACUGUAACAGUCACGCACAUCAGAUCAGUUUAUCUAAGCAGUAAUUUUUCUUGAAUAUGGAAUGAGUACAUUGUGAGACCUGAUCCUUUUUCUCUUCUUAAUUUAUUGUUGCCUAUGGGACACCAACAGACUGUAUCUUAAAAAAAGACAUUUUGUUCAUGUUGAUUCAGUGCAAACACAACUUGUCAAUUAUUAUGAAUAAUGCUACAAUCCAUCAUUGUAGAGAUUUUUCAUAUUUAUUAUCAAAACCCAAAAUCUGCUCAAAAGAAAGCAUUGUCAGAAUUGAAUUGGUGGUAAUAGAAGAGGGGAGGAGAUAAUUUUCCCGGUUGUUGGUGCUAAAUAUUGCUCUCUUGAAAUAGAAAUGUCACGCUGAUUGAACUUUUUGUUUUGGAUGAAUAUUUUCAUCUGAUUAUGGCAACAUAUUACUUGAUUUUAAAAUUGAUUUUCCAGCACACAAUGUUAUUACUUGCUAAUCUUCAAUUAUUUUUAAAAGGCUUGUGUGGAAAUUUAUUUUGGAGCAUGUUUUCUCCUCAGACAUUGAGGCACAAAAUUUAAUGUUUUUAUUAUAACAAUACAGAAGUUAUUGUAUUUUAACACUGGUAUUAUUCUCCAGGUGUGGGUAGGAGAAACAAUCAUGUUUUAUUUUCUUAGGUUCCUCUCUGUAAAUUGUAUUUAAUGAAAUGGGGUAAGUCAAAGAAAAAAUUAGAUGUGGUAAAACCUGGCUAGAGAUAAGUAGCCUUAACCCUUUUACUCCUUUCUGUAUUCUCCAUGAUGCAUCUAAACUUGACAUUUUAUUAAUUGAAACUGAUAUGGUUAGAUAAUAAAUCUACUUCUCAACAAAAUUAGAUUACUCUUGAGGAUAAAAUAUGUAUCUUCUGUGACAUUUGCGAACAUACAGUAUUUUGGGGCAUUUCUUGCAUAUGCAUACUUCUGUCCCAAUGAUAAUUUGAUGUCCCAGUUUUAGUGAUGAAAUGCAUCACCAGAACCAAAACAGAAUUCAUAUGCCUCAGCUGUAAUUUUUCUGCCAUUAACGUUAUUGAAGUGCUAUAGAAAGACUUAAGAUAUAUUCCUCUCUAUUCAUUCCUGCAUUGAUAUGAAGAAAUAAUUUGUUUGGGGAAAGAUCUAUUGACCCACUAAAAUAGCUCUUAGCUGUGCUGCCAUUAAUUGCAACUGGGCUUUUUCUUCCCUUUUCAAUGCUGUAAAAUUUCUGCUGUGUAUUGAUUAUUGUAAAUUAUAAUGACAUGCAAAUAAUAAGCAGGGAAGAAUGGAGCAAGAUCUGAACAUGUAAAUACUGUGGCACAAUUUGAAGUAGCUGGCUUACUUUUUUUUAUCUCUCAGAGUAGUAGUGGCCUGACUAUAUUGAUAUGGUUAUUUCUGUGAAAUUAUGGCAUAUUUGGAGCAGUAAGGAGAAAUGAAGGGAAAGGCUAAUUUUGGAUCUAAUAUAAGAGACUGCUAAAUUGAGGAAAUAGGACAUUCAUUUACACUAACAGGCUGUUCAUAUCACUUAAUCAAUUCAAUUCAUUUUCUUGAGUGAUUUAAAUUGCCAAAGCCAAUACCUUACCAAGUAGUUCAAAUCUAUGCUAAUAAAUUGUUUACUACUGAAACUGACUGGCAGAGUGGUGUGAUAUACAUAAGCAGCCACGGUGAAAGCCCAUUGAAGAUAAUUAUUUUAGUUACUUUUAAUCCUUUGCUUGUCCAGUAUAAUACAGUAGCAUUGCAAAAUAUGAUAUCUCACUGUACCAAUCUGGAGAUCUUGCUUUCAUAAUUCAAGAUCAAGGAAAACGGUUGUGUAAUGUGUAAUAACCUCAAGUUUUCUAAUGUGUCUCCUAAAUUUGUAUUGUGACAGAAAUAUUACUGCAAUAAUCAUAGCUUAAUUACUUGAUGAUGCAGUUUUACCCGGCCCUUAUUUCACUUUUCCCUUCUUGUAAUAUUGAAAACAAAAAGUGCCAUUUCCUAUAUAACUUGCAAUUGUGUAGCUCUUUUGCCAUUUGUUACAAUAUAUAUACACCGAGGUUGUCUGAUAACUGCAGAAAUUACCCACGAGUUAGAGGUUCUACACUGACUUUUGUGGGCUUUUUUUGGAAUUAUUUUUUUAAAGGAUUGAAGAUAACACUCCAGAAGGUAAAAGCGCUAUAAUAGUCAAAAGGUUCAGAGCUGCUUUUCUCCUAUCUUGAAACACACCUGUCUUUUAUGUAAGAGAUCUGUCCUUUUUAUUUUCGGUAAUAAGCUUACUUUUGCAAAUUGAAUUGUUUUGAUGAAUAUUUAUUAAUUAGUAAUUAAUCUGACGAAAAUUAUUGCUGUAUUAACUUUUUCAUUGUUGCUGCUAAAGUCCUUUAGCAUCAGUUUUGUCGUGAACAGUGUAUAAAUUUUUUGUUUUAACUGUGAAUUGGGGUAUUUUUUAAUAUUGAUGGUAUUGAAUGAGGUAUGGAGUGAAUUUGAUGGCUAGUAAUUGAGUAGGAUGUUGGACUCAAAGCCACAUUCAUUUUUGUUACAUGCAAUAAAAUUUGAACUUUAAA